This is a messenger RNA of Zygotorulaspora mrakii, 4365 nucleotides long. It is a transcript of the gene STU1, whose product is annotated as Stu1p. Gene Ontology annotation, biological process: astral microtubule depolymerization; mitotic spindle assembly. Lineage: Eukaryota; Fungi; Ascomycota; Saccharomycetes; Saccharomycetales; Saccharomycetaceae. The record is from RefSeq and is a predicted model, not a curated record. The transcript has a single exon. Gene Ontology annotation, molecular function: microtubule binding. The coding region runs from base 1 to 4365 and encodes 1454 amino acids. Gene Ontology annotation, cellular component: mitotic spindle midzone; spindle microtubule; microtubule organizing center.
AUGUCCGAUACUGACGGUUUUGAUUCUGGUUUCCCAUUAUACGAAAAACUUGUUGCUAAUGGUACAGCCGGUGCAGUUGGAAAUGAUAGCGAAUCAGAUCGUGCCCAUGUAGAACAGAGCAUUCAGCUGUUGGCCAGGUUCAAAGGUCACGUAAAGAAGGAGCUCGUACAUGUGGCGUCUAUUCCGAGAUACUUUGAGGCUUUGAUAUUUGUUCUCGACACUUAUUCUUUCGCAAGAGCCUUCAAAUUGGUCAUGUUGGCACACUCAUCGCUUUGCUAUCUUGUGAAACGCGUGGUGAUGCAACGCCCCUCCUUUUUUGACAGUUUGCAGAUUGUGGAGAACAUAACGGUACAUCUUUUUAUGUUGGAGAGCUUUGAAGCGUUCGACAGCAAGAAUUGCUGGUUAAGUUCUGUCAAGGCGUUCGAAGCUAUAUACCUUUUACAACCAAGCAUCCUCACAGACUGUAUGUUAGUGUUAUUUGCAAGAUAUGAACAUGAUGAUAAACGAUUGCUGCGGUUUCUGCUAGUCGUGGAUGAGUUAUUACAGAUGAUCAAGAAACACGAGAAGAUUGAUGGGGCAUUCGAUACUCGUUUACUCUCCAAGCUCUCUGAUGUGGUUAGUAGAUGUCACGGGAGCCAAGUUGAUGUUGUGAAAGUGAUACAAGAGGUAAUUUCUAAAAACUUUAAGAAUCAGGAGAAGGAGGUAUUCUCCCAGAUUCGUGAUGACUCUGUAAAAAAACUUUUCGAGAUCGAGGAAAAUGCACAAGAGCCGCACACUUUCGAUGUUAAUUUUGAGAUCGGUCGUAUUAUGGAAGAUUGCAAUAUUCAUCCAAGACAAUCUGAAAAUGUUUUAACGGGCUACCCCAAUGACCUAACAUGUGACAACAUUACAUCGGUUUUGGAGAACUUAUUGGUACCAUUUCAGAAUCCAAAGGAAACUGAACAAAAUUGGAGAUUAAGGCAAGCGAAUUUAACAGAAUUAAGGAAAAUUAUACGAACCACUUUCGCCAACAAUAACUCUUCACAGUUUAUUACAUUAUGUAAAGAAUUACAAACGUUUGAAUGUAUCGGCAAAGCAGUUCUUUCUUUAAGGACUACAUUAUCAAUGACGGCAUGUGAAGUUUUUAAGGAUUUUUUACAAAUAUUCACUAAAGAACUUGAUCUAGGAAUUCUGGAUCAAAUGUUUUCCAUUUUGAAAAAUUUGCUAACAACAGCAAAAAAGAUAGCAUCAACAUCUGCUCUGAGUUGUUUAAUUAUAAUGUUUACCAAUAUCGGAUUCCAUCAAAAAUUAUUCCAUAACUGCUUAAUGUUGAUAAAUGAAAAAUCAAUCACUCCAAGGAACUGUUCGGCACUAUUAUUAAGAAUUUUUUUAAUAGAAUUUACGGAUUCGAAAGUUUUGGAUAACUCUUUAAUAUACAUCGAAGAGUGGCUAAAAAAAGGUAUCACAGAUGCCCAGACCUCCGUGAGAGAAUCAAUGAGAUUAACGUUUUGGUAUUAUUACAAGGGCUAUACUCUUAAUGCUAAAAAUUUCCUCCUAACACAAUUUUCUUCUCAAUUAAAGAAGGCAAUAGAACUAUCAAUACCAAGUCAUCUGGAACUAAACUACCAUUUAAAUACAUCAGCACGAACUUCAACCACUAACCCUUUUUCAAUUGUGGAAAACUCGAGCAGAAACAAUUAUCAUCACAGAAAAUAUCCCAGUUAUGCACGACCAACUCAUUCCUAUAAUGCUUCUGUUCAAAGGACUUCAAAUGGUAGAUCUACCAGUGAAUAUGCCCCAACUGAUAUCGUGCCAAAUGUCUUAAACAGAAGAAAAGUGAGUGCCCCUCCGCCAAUGUUGACCAAGCGAUCAUUAACAACUGAACAAUAUCAGGAGCGGUCACAUUUUUCUCAGCUUACCCCUCAUAUUGAUACGUCUUCGUUCGAACAUCGUCACGAUGUCGAGAACACAAUUCAAAUUGAUCUUACGAGUGAUUUUUCGGGCGUUCACUCAAAUACUUUAAUCUCUAAAUAUUUGAACAAUGAGGACCAAUUUGAUGGGAAGCUAAUGUACCAAAAUUUGGAUUCGAGUUCACCUGACAAUAUAAAGGAAGGUGUACAAACUUUGCAAAAAUUCUUGCUGAAAAACAAUUCUUUUACUACGAAUGAAUCUCUUGAUUUGAAUCAUCUGAUAAAUUCAAUUAAGCUAAUAAAGCUGCGAUACCCACAAGAAUUGAAACCGCUUCUCUCCCUUUCUUCAUUUUGCGAAUCAAUGCCGUUAACCUUCGUCAUUGAAAUUCAUGCGAUCAAUUUUGUUGAUUUAAAUGAAGAUAUAAUGCAUCGAUUGACACCGACUGCUUUGCUGGAAGCAAUCUCAGAACUGUUUGCACAUUUAAACUCAAUCUCUGAUGAUAGAGAAGUUGAAAACAAUCCGGAAUUAUCCCUGUACUACAUGAAAUAUAAGCAAUUCAUAUUGAAUUUUUGCUUUGGUCUACUGAUAAAAGUUUUUAGUUUGGUACUGAAUAAUCAACAGGUCAAUUCAAAUGUUAUUCAGACUCUAAUACGAAAGCUUGGUGCUUUAUAUGGGCAGGAGUUUGAUGAAUGUCUGUAUAUCGAGUGUUUUGAGAAAAUGCAUGCACAUGACGAGACUUCAUUCACAUCAGCGGUACAGAGUAUCAAUUCUAUGCCCACAAAACUAAAAAUUUGCGAAGAAUUGGAAAAAAAAGGUAGUAUUGAAAGCACAGAAAUUGAGCAAAUCAUCAAUCGCAAUAAUUCAACUAGCAGUCGCCAGCUUGAUAAUGAUGAAAAUGAUAAUUUAGAAAACAAUGGAAACGGUAACACGGAAAACAUCAUUGUAGAUGAUCGAAAGUAUCUUGAGAUGACAAUGGUAAAUCCAUUUGGUCAGAGCCGUAGUAUUAGUGGAGGAAGUGUGGUAUAUCAUGAUCCAAGUUUAACAUCUCCUCUUGAAGAAAAUGCAGAUGCGAUUUCGCUUAAUGGUAAAAGUAAUGAGGAGCCUAGAGUCUCUGAAAUCACAAAAGUUGUUAGCAUUUAUGAAGUUGCAAGGCCACAUGAAUCAAAUGCUUCAACGAUAGAUUUGGAUGGAGACUCCAAGAUGAUCGACAAUGGAGAAGGGAAUAGCGUCACUUUAAGCGAUAUUUUUGCCUCACAGAGACAGGAACAUACUGUGAAGUUUAGUGAUGCAUCUCCAAAGGUGAUAAAUGCCGAAACAAGUCAUCCAUCAUCAUCUGUAAAAGCAGAUGCCUUUGAGGAAAAUAUGGAAAUUGGAAAUGACAUGUCAAGAAAAGCCUCAUUUGAAAGGGACAGGUCACCGGUGACUCCACUAACAGAGCGACAAUCCAAAGAACUGAGUCAAGCACUUAACAGCAUAGAAAUAGGCAAAAAACCCGAGCCGAUGAACAAUUUAGAGCCGUCCAAUUUAUCAGCAGAACUUCUUGUCAAUACGAUGCUAGAAGCUAUCGAAGGAAAAUCAAUCGAAGAUAAUUUUUUUGGGGAUAAGUUGUUGGGUUCUCUGACCUACUACGAAAUUACACUUGCUACAAAAAUGAUUGAUGCUGCAAAUGUAGAUGAAAAUUUAAAUCAAAUGAAAAAAGCGAUUGCUAGAAUCCAAAAUCGUUCGUUUACCAUAAUGCAUUUAAACUGCUUAAUUGGCCGACUGAUUAUGUGCUCGCAACAGCAACCAAUGCGAGAGUGGCUUGAAGUACAGAAGGGAUAUGAAACCCUAUUACAGCUUGGUAGAACUCUAUUGAUAUCAACGGAUGAAACAUCUCUCUUUCCAUUAAAUAUGGCAUCAAAAUCCAUCGUCUUGAUACAAUGCCUGAUUAUAUUGAAUAAGAAAUUGAACAAUGUCCCAUCUUUGUUUUCUCCUGCAAUCAAAGAUAUCUGGGAGGAAAUUUUGCAAAUGGUUACAAAACUCAGGGAUUACUCGAAUGAGUUUUAUUUGCUGUUACAAGAGUUGCGAGACCUCUUGAGUCAACUAAACUUUUUCAAUUCUAAAUCUGUUGCCUCAAUUUUGAGUACUUUGGCUAGUGAGGCCCAAGAAACAGGGCCCGGGAUCAAAGAAACCUUUUUAAUGGAAACAAUUAGUGCGAUUCUAGUGAAAUCUCCCAAUGUACUACAAAAACAUCAACCCGAAGAAAUUAUUCAAAUGAUGCUACUUUUUGCCGAAAGCGAUAUCACGGAAUGGCGCCAUGCAUGUUUUACUGUGAUGGCAAAUGUAUUGCAAUACCUUAGACAGGCUUUCGCCAAUGAGAAAGACAUUGAAAAACAGUUUGGGGAUCUGUCGGAAGUACAGUUUCGUGUAGUUUGCACCUUGGCGUCAUCUAAUUACGCAGAAGAUCAUCUGCAUGACAUUUCUACUUUUAAGUAA